AUGCCGGUGACCUUCGAGGAGGUGGCUGUGUAUUUCACGGAGGAGCAAGAGGCUCUGCUGGACCCCGGUCAGAGAGCUCUCUACAGGGACGUCAUGCAGGAGAAUUAUGAGACAGUGACCUCGCUGGCAGGAUUCCCCAUUCCCAAACCGGACCUGAUUGCCCAGCUGGAAAGAGGGGAAGAGCCGUGGGUCCCGGAUCUCCAAGUCACUGAGGAAAGAGAGGGCCUGAGAGGCACCUGCACAGCAGGUGAUAGGACAGUGAGUGAGAACAAGGAGGAGAAUCAGCAGCAGGAAGUUCCUGGGAAAGUGGAACCGCAGGAGAGGUUUUUGAGAAGAGCUGAAUGGAAUUUUCCCCAGCGCUUGGAGCAGGGAAAUGCCUGGGGAGAUCGACACAGAUCAGAGAUGCAGCUGGGAAACUAUCCCGGGAAGAAACUGGACAAAUCAAUUCAACAUGGCAGAGGAUGCAAGGAUCCCAAGGAAACCACAGUCCGGCAGACAAGUCAUAGUGAAGAGAAACCCUGCAAAUGCCUUGACUGUGGGAAAAGAUUCUGUUUCAGUGGAAACAUUCUUACACAUCAGAGAACCCACACAGGAGAGAAGCCUUAUAAAUGCUUGGACUCUGGAAAAAUCUUAAUUCAGAAGUCACAACUUAUUAUACAUCAGAGAGUGCAAACAGGAGAGAGACCUUUUAAAUGCGGUGAGUGUGGGAACAGUUUUAGUCAGAGUGCAACGCUUAUUACACAUCAGCGAACCCACACAGGAGAGAGACCUUAUAAAUGCCUUGAGUGUGGGAAAGGUUUUAGUCAGAGUGCAACGCUUAUUGCACAUGAGCGAACCCACACUGGAGAGAGACCCUAUGAAUGCCAUGAGUGUGGGAAAAGUUUUAGUCAGAGCUCAGCACUUUUAACUCAUGAGAGAACCCACACAGGAGAGAGACCCUAUAAAUGCCUGGAGUGUGGGAAAUGUUUUAUCGCAAGUUCAGCCCUUACUAAUCAUAGGAGAAUCCACACAGGAGAAAAACCCUAUAAAUGCCCUGAGUGUGGGACAAGUUUCAAUUUGAAAUCAACCCUUACUACACAUCAGAAAACCCACACAGGAGAGAAACCGCAUGAAUGCUUGGACUGUGGGAAAGCUUUCCGUUUCAAAUCAAACCUUAAAGCACAUGAGAAAACCCACACAGGAGAGAAACCCCAUAAAUGCUUGGACUGUGGGAAAACUUUCUGUCUGCGCGCAUACCUUAUUAAACAUGGGAGAAUCCACACUGGAGAGAGACCUUAUAAAUGCCUUGAAUGUGGGGAAAGCUUCAGUAGGAGGUCAGCGCUUACCACUCAUCAGAGAAUACACAAGGGUGAGAGACCUCAGAAAUAGCUUGACUACAGGAAAAGGUUCAAUUUUACUUCACACAUCAGUGAUCCACACAAAAGAGACACCUUGAAUGUGGGGGAAAGUUCAUUUGGGGUCAGGCAUCCGCAAAUCCACACAGGGAAGAAACCUCUGAGGUGUUCUCAAUGUGGAAAAUUCCCCAAGUGGAGCUAACACCAUACUGGACAUCAGAGACUCCUCCACACAGCAGGGAAAUUCUCUCAGGGCCCUGACUGGGGCUGGCCAUGGUGACCAACCCAUUUCCUCGUUCCCACACACAUCAGGGGCGUUUGGCUCCCAAGGAUCCAGCUGCCCAUCGCUGGGGUGAGGAUCCAGCAGCAGCCGAGCAUCAAUUGGUCUGUGACCCUCUGGCUCUGCCUGGUCUCAGCAAACCCCAAGCAGAGGAGGAGAAGCCCCCAUCAGCCCCUCCCCCCUGCUGCAGCCCUGGCUGCUGAGCUGAUGGGCCACUGGUGGGGGAAGGGAGACAGAGAAACUCCUCCAGCCGCUCCCUCUGCCUGGCUGAAGU
This is a messenger RNA of Chrysemys picta bellii (western painted turtle), 1888 nucleotides long. The record is from RefSeq and is a predicted model, not a curated record. Lineage: Eukaryota; Metazoa; Chordata; Testudines; Emydidae.